Molecule: messenger RNA, 456 nt
Organism: Acanthosepion pharaonis
Lineage: Eukaryota; Metazoa; Mollusca; Cephalopoda; Sepiida; Sepiidae
Source: the annotation of a GenBank genome assembly
AUGUUAUCCAGGUAUUACCCAAACACUAUCCAAGCACCACCCUCCACCCAGAUUGAUGCCGUUGUCCAAUCAGAGCCCCCACCCUCCAGCCAGAUUGAUGCCGUUGUCACAUCAGUGCCCCUACCCUCCACCCAGAUUGAUGCCAAUGCCCCAUCAGUGCCCCUACCCUCCAGACAGAUUGAUGCCGUUGUCCAAUCAAUGCCACUUCCCUCCAGCCAGAUUGAUGCCGUUGUCCAAUCAGAGGCCCCACCCUCCAGCCAGAUUGAUACCGUUGUCCCAUCAGAGCCCCCACCCUCCAACCAGAUUGAUGCCGUUGUCCCAUCAGAGCCCCCACCCUCCAGCCAGAUUGAUGCCGUUGUCCAAUCAGAGCCCCCACCCUCCAGCCAGAUUGAUGCCGUUGUCCCAUCAGUGCGCCAACCCAUAAAUGUUGAAGAACAAGCACAUUACACGACAUAA